Messenger RNA from Marasmius oreades (fairy-ring Marasmius), 1075 nucleotides. RefSeq lists its product as uncharacterized. Lineage: Eukaryota; Fungi; Basidiomycota; Agaricomycetes; Agaricales; Marasmiaceae. The transcript has 7 exons. The record is from RefSeq and is a predicted model, not a curated record. The coding region runs from base 56 to 1069 and encodes 337 amino acids. Gene Ontology annotation, cellular component: ribonuclease H2 complex; nucleoplasm. Gene Ontology annotation, biological process: ribonucleotide metabolic process; RNA catabolic process.
CAACGCGAACACGUUCUCCCAGUGUCCAGAUAGCCGUCUUGCUGCACAACCAACUAUGGCUGCUCAUGUAUGUCUUCUACCAAAUGAUAUCUGGCAAAUACUGUCUUCGCCCUCGAACUCACGUCUUUCGAUGUCACCAACCGCGUUCAUACCUUUACCCCAUCCACGCACCGGCAUUCCAACAUUGUUCUUACCCUCUUUGCGCAAUGAAUCUGAAAACUCGAAGAAUAUAUCGAGUUCGAAAGAGUGCAUAUUGGAGCUUCAACACGUAACUCCAUCGAAUCCGAGGUCUUGGUUCGUCGGAGAUGAGGUUCUCGCAGAGGGGAAGCUGAUGUUUCUCCUGCCUGUAGAUCCGGUCUUCUUACUCAUUUACAUUUUAAAGUUCUUCACCAAGGAUGAAAGGUCAGGAAUAUUCAGGCCUGCAGAUGACAUUUUUGAAGACGCCGCUCUAAAACUUGAAGCGGCUUCAUUGAUAUCCAAGGAGUCCAAGGGGUCCUCUUUGCAUCUAUCUUCAAAGGAUAUUCGAACUUUUACCUCGAUGCAAUGCUGUAGGAACGUGAUGGACAAGAUAUGCGAAGCAAAAAACGUUACCGCAGAGAUCGUUGUGUAUCGAUUCUCUUCCGAUAAAGCGGUUGAAUAUCUUCGACGAAAAGUUGAACGUCUGUCCACCCUGGAAGUUGUCCAGACAUCGCGCAUUCUCAUAAGGAAUCUCGCUAAAGACGGAUUAACGGAGGACGGGUAUGAGGAUUUGCUUGAAUUGGGACGUGUGAAGACGGCGUGCGACUUGGUUUCUCAGUAUUUGAGUCCAGACUUUCGGUCUUUGUUGUUGGCUUCAUACGACUUCAAAAAACUAGACGAAUACUACAAGACGCUUGAGGAGGAGAAGAUGUGCAUGGAGGCACCUACCAAUGAUGCAAAGAAGACCAAGAAGGAGCAGAGCUUGGACGGUAUUGUUGACAAUAAGCGCAAAAAGGGAACGAUUAAAGGGACUCAAGGAGUGGAGAAGCUGAAAAAAGUCAAUAUCAAUGGGAUGGCGAAGCUGACCACUUUCUUUGGGAGGAAGUCGUAGCAGGAC